GACACACGGAGUAUGUUCCUCCCCUAGCAUUCAGCAUCUGCACCGCUGACACUGACAGACCGCCUUCGUUGAAGGGAGUCGUAUACUGUAGCGCUCUAUACGUUCCGUCUGCUAUGUCGCUGCAACCUGUUGACGCGGCAGGGUGAUCGCUCAGACCGCCAAGACGGCUACUCGCUUUCGGGCACUAUCAUCAAAGGAAGGUGAUGUUGAGAGUCGUAACGAGGUGGCUCCUGUGCGUGAUGCAAUUCCAUCAUCCAUGGAUCUCAGCCGCGCACCCGAUUUCCGUCUCUUCUUCCCACCAAUCGCCGACGAGGCAUUUCCAGGCAGUUCGACCCGAUGCUGCUGCUGGUGUUCAUGGUCGACAACGGACCGUCGAUCACCGCUACCCAACCCUGGGAAGUCGACCAGGAGACCCGACCCGAAGGAGGCCUGCCCGGGAUGUGGGAUGCGUGCGUAAUCGCACCCCACAACCCUUCGCCCUCAACAUCGAGGUUGCGCGGCACUACCACCCCCCCUGGCCACCAGUGGCCAACAGCGCGUUAGCAAGCAGAUCUAGGAGCCGGCAGUUUAAUGUAGUACUGGGCGAUCUGGAGGCUCAAAGCGGAACUACACCCGCGAAUGCUUGUUUACUGCGUUCAUGCGAAUGGUUCCUGGUUGGGUCUUGGCAGUGUUUAGACGGCGAUCUCGAAACAUCAAGCUGCGCGUUCGACAGGCGCAGCCUUGGGAGGUGGGAUGGAUUACGGUGUUGAUCUUUGCCAUGUAACGUCAUGUCGAUGGGAAGACGGACAUGUCGUGGAGGAGCUUACGGGUAUAUAGGUCAAGGCAGAGGCAUCGAUUGCGCCCAAGUUCUCAUCACAGUCCUCACCAUCAUCUCAGGCUUAGCUCAGCAUCAGCCGAUCAGACAACCCAUUUCUGAAUAUCUCCAUCCACCCCGCCCACCAUGCUCCUCACCAAGACCGCCGCCGGCAUCGCGCUCCUCGCCGGGCUCGUGGCCGCCCACCCGGGCCACAGCGUCGCCCAGGAGGCCGCUGAGCGCCGCGCCUACCUCCAGGACGCCAAGCGCAC
Molecule: messenger RNA, 1065 nt
Organism: Chaetomium strumarium
Lineage: Eukaryota; Fungi; Ascomycota; Sordariomycetes; Sordariales; Chaetomiaceae
Exons: 1
Coding region: 204-749 (181 amino acids)
Source: RefSeq, a predicted model, not a curated record